AUGGGCGGCCUCCUCGACAUCGCCGCCGCGAUCGUCAUCGUCCUCGCGCUGCCAUUGCUCCUCGCGGGCUACCACUACCGCCGCUAUGCAGGCGUCUGUACCGGCUUCUUCCUCGGCGCUGGCUUUGCCGUCGCGUUCGGCGCCAUCGGCUUUGCGAUUCUCGCGAUCGCGCUGGGUAUGGCGGUGCUGGGCGGACUCUGUCUUCGCGGCAGCGGCCUCUGCACCGUCGCCGCCGCCGUCGCCGCUCUCAUGCUAGCCCUCUGCGAUGCACAUGACGUGGCCAGCGCGACGGCCAACGUCGUAUCGCUCGUCGUAUCGGGCGUUUUCGGUGCGUUUGGCAGCGACGUCUACGCAGCGAUCGUGCUGGCUUCGGCGCUGGACGGCGCGCUCGUCGUGACGGCAUGCGGCCUCGUGUGGACAGACAACCUCGACCAUAACGCGCUCUCGGUGCCGUCGCUCUGCGUUCUUCUCUGGCUUGGUGCGCUCGGGUGCAUCGUCCAAGUCAAGUGCACGUCGCCACCCCACCGACAACGACCGCCGCACCGCUUCUGGCGCCAGAAGAGCCCUAACCCCAGCGACAUGGCCGAGCCGUGCCAGACGAUCGACUCGCGGAUGUAA
Messenger RNA from Saprolegnia parasitica CBS 223.65, 618 nucleotides. RefSeq lists its product as hypothetical. Lineage: Eukaryota; Oomycota; Saprolegniomycetes; Saprolegniales; Saprolegniaceae. The transcript is spliced from 2 exons. Bases 1 to 618 code for a protein of 205 amino acids. The record is from RefSeq and is a predicted model, not a curated record.